UCUCUGUUUAUCGUUAUACACAAAGUCGAUCACGUCUGUGAUUUUUUUUUUUUUUCCCCCUCGUCCCAUUAAAUUCAAUCGCGUCGAAUCAUAAUCCCAGUAUUCAGCAGUCGAGUUGGUCAGAGGACUGAUCUCUCCGAGAUCUUACAAAUGUAAAUUACACAUUUCUCGCUGAAGUUUCUUGUUGAAAUCGAUUGAUCGGCUUAAAAAGAAAAAUGAGUGAACUACCAAAAUAUUCGUUGAAAGAAGUGGCAAGACGUGAUGGAAAAGAGGAAGCAAGAGUGUGGAUCGUGAUUCACGAUAUGGUGUACGAUGUGACCAAUUACAGACACGAGCAUCCUGGCGGAGCAGAGUUAGUGGACGAGUACGCAGGGCAAGAUGCGACGCGCGGAUUCGAUGAUUUUGGACAUUCCUCAGACGCGAAACGUAUGUUGAAGAAGUUCCUUAUUGGUGUAUUAGUGGAGGAAGAUAAAAUAAACAAUAGAAGGAGAAAGAAUGAAAUCUCCGUUGAAGCGAAGAAUGGCCGGAGAAGAGACGAUUAUGGGAGGAGAAUGAAGACAUUCGACAGUCUAGCCGUGGGAAUCUCUGGCCUAUGGAGCAGAGGUAUAGGGAUGGGCGGAAAAAGCGGAAUUAGAGAGACUACAAAGAAAAUAUAUUAAAUGGACGCUUGGCAGGACGCCAGACUAUGUAAUCAUGGUGGAAACGAAAAGGGAGAAACUGAAGAUUAGAUUGGCAUAAAGAAGGAAAGAGAAAACGAGGGAGGAAUAGUAAAAGAAUGCAUAGAAGAAAGGAAAGCAGGAAAAGGGAAAGGCAAGAUCACCUCGAAACGUGUGGUUUUAGCCAGAUAGGAGUAGAACAAUUGUGAAGAGAAGGGAAACCAGCUAGGGGAAAAUACUAAGGAAAAGAGAAGCGGAAAUACAAAGACAAAGACAGUGGAAUAGAAUUCAGAAGACAAGAUACAAUUGGAAGUAUAAGUAUCUGGUAACAAGAGAAUUACCAAAAUAUCUGAAAGAGAGAAGGAAAAAUGGAGAGCAGAAGGUGAUAGCCAGAGCAAGAUGCGACACCCUAGAAAAUGGAAGUAAAUUUUGGGCGAGCGAAGAAGAACGGAAAUGUCAAUUAUGCGAGGAUGGGGAGGGAACGUUAGAGCAUUGGAGAGACUGUAGAGAGAUGGAGAAAACAUAUGCAAGUCUGGAAGAGAUACUGAGUGAAGAAGGCGGGAAAGAAGCGGUAAAAUGGCUUAGGCGAAUAAGGAGAAAGGAGAAAGAAAGAUAAAGAGAGACAAGGAGAAGAGAAAGAAGAGAUAAGGUCUAAAGAGAAAAGAGCAACAAAUAAACAUGAAAUACAAUGAAAGAAUUAGAUUAAGUUAUUAAGUAGACAAAAGAAUAGCAUAGUUAAGAUAAAUGUAAGUAUAGGAUAAAGCAAAUAGGAUACAAAUAUUAUGUAAAUAUUAUAAUAUGUAAAAGUAGGGAGAUAAGUGCAAUGUGAAUGUGCAAUGUAAAACCAAAGUGAAUU
Molecule: messenger RNA, 1512 nt
Organism: Frieseomelitta varia
Lineage: Eukaryota; Metazoa; Arthropoda; Insecta; Hymenoptera; Apidae
Product: cytochrome b5-like
Exons: 4
Coding region: 216-659 (147 amino acids)
Cellular component (GO): intracellular membrane-bounded organelle; membrane
Molecular function (GO): heme binding
Source: RefSeq, a predicted model, not a curated record